Molecule: messenger RNA, 1525 nt
Organism: Exophiala xenobiotica
Lineage: Eukaryota; Fungi; Ascomycota; Eurotiomycetes; Chaetothyriales; Herpotrichiellaceae
Exons: 1
Coding region: 335-1267 (310 amino acids)
Source: RefSeq, a predicted model, not a curated record
CAUCAUCUUCGUAUUUCAAGUUCUUCAUGGUUGACGGUUGCCUUGGCCCCCCUUCUCGCUACUCGUUUCAAGCAAUUACCUAGACGUCCUCUUCAUAAUCGGGUUGCAUCAAUUCAUGCUCCAUCUCUAGGUUACCUUCCGAGUCAGCCGGUCAUAAUAUGAAAAGGCAACCACGAAUUGAAAGAUCCUAGACUCCAGGAUACCCCUCGGUCCCCCUCCAAUCGAGUGGAAUUUCGCCACAUUCCCCUAUCGACAGGAGAAUAAUGCGCCCAUUCUUUACCUACGUGCUUCAGCUCUUAUUCGCAUCAUUCUUGAUCCCAAGACGGGAAACACAAUGCCUCGCAUUGUCCUCGACUGGGACGGCACCGUCACCAAACACGACACCCUCCAUAUCGUCGCUAAAAUUGGCUACGAGCGUAAUCGACACCUGAAUCUUACGUCGUGGGACCAAAUAGUCCAGGCAUACAUCUUGGACUACACUCAGCACGAGGAAUCCUAUCGCCCGACGAGGCCGGAACGUAAGACCAUUGCCGAGGAGAGCGCAUGGCUCGCCAGUUUGACCGACGUCGAAGUAAGAAGUGUGAAAAGGGCACGAGAUGCUGGUAUCUUCACGCGCGUCACCGACGAUGACAUUCGCAUGGGAGCAGAGCACGCAAUACGGAGCAAUAAGAUCCAGCUCCGUGAUGGAUGGGAGGACAUUUUUGCUAUGGUAGGUCAUCCUGGGAACGAUAUGGCAAAUCUAUCUCCCGUUUCCAUUAUCAGUGUAAAUUGGAGCGGCACUUUCAUAAGAGCAUGUCUAUCAGCAGCGCUUGAAGAAUUUCCACCCAGGAAAGGCACAGCAGAUUCCAUCCAGAUUUUCUCCAACCACCUCCAGCCCGACCCUUCUGGCGGCGAUUCCGAAGACCCUGGCAUUCGCACCAGUGCCGAUAAACUCGACGCUUUCCAAAGACUACGUGACAGUGGAAGUGGUCCUAUUUUCUAUGUUGGUGACUCGCCCACUGAUUUUGAUUGCCUUGUGGCCGCCGAUGUAGCAUUCUGCGUGCGCGAUGAGCCGAUGGGCAGCGGGCAGGCCGAGCUGAAUGAGAGUUUGGAGCGGGUGGGCGUUCAUGUGGCAAGGCUUGACUUGGACGCGUGGGACAAAUAUCGAAGGGAACUCGCGGCUCAAGGAGCCGAAAAGGAAAGCAAUAAGGUGGUCUGGUGGGUGAAGGACUUGGGGGAAGUUGUCAGCUUCGCCGAGAAGUAUGUCGGGAUUGAUUUAGCUGUGUAGACAAGAUCUCUACGUCCUCAGUGUUUAUCCUCUCAUUAGGGGGUUGAAAGGGCCGAUGCAGAUACGAUCAGGUAAGGGUAUUAUGAGGAUAAGCCAUAAGAAAUAGGACGGCGUUCAAGUCUGGAACCGAACCAGCAACCUAGCCAGUGCAUAAGGGGAUAUGAGGAAGCAGGAAGAAGCAGAACGGAACUGGGAGGGGACCAGAGCAGAGUGAAAACGGAGCCAGAUAGAGAAGAAGGGGGCUUCGAGUGAUGUGAU